CUUUCGAAAUACAGCGAGGUCGGAUCAAGUCGCAUUUUGGCAUUAAAUAACCUAUACGACACAUGAUAAUAUAUAAAACAAUUGUCAAUAGGAUAUAAUAGAAGUUGUGAAAGUGGAUGGUUCUGUUGCUCACGUGCGUAUGGUUAAUGCAAUAGCAGGGACUUGCAGAAACUAAGUUUGUUGAAAUAAUAGGUUUGCUAUUUUCAUAACAUAGUAAACUAUGAUGUCAUUCAUAAUAUAUGUAGCGACAAUAAUUGCAGUUGCAAUGCAUUGCGUAUCGGGAACAUGUAAUACGGGAAUAUCCAUACCUUGGAACGACGGGGUAAAAUGCAUAUGCCCCCCUAAUAAGCAAGGAGAAACUUGUACAGAAGAUGUCCCAGACGUAGAAGAAUGUGCUUGCAUGUGGCCCGAAAGCCAAAAUGCGUGCGCAUCCAAUCCUUGUUAUGGGGGAAAAUGCGUAAGUCUGUUCGGUGAGAAAUAUAAAUGUUUGUGUUUGCGUGGAAUAACAGGUGAUCGAUGCUCGGAAGGUGCCCACUGUUUCACAUGCCAGAGUAAGCAAUACACAAACACUACAUGUGCGAUAUUCGACAAUGCACCACAUCUUAGAAACCUGCAUACUCACUCCGUAGUUCUGAAGCAUAAGAGAUCGAGAAACCUCACUACUCACUCCGUAGUUCCGAAGCAUAGGAAAUCAAGAGCGGAUUGUACAGGAAAUUGGGGGAUGCAAUACAGUGAAGGCACCUUAUGGAUAGCUUCUGGAUGUCGUGCAACAUUCUGCA
This is a messenger RNA of Owenia fusiformis, 779 nucleotides long. NCBI's taxonomy places the organism in Eukaryota, Metazoa, Annelida, Polychaeta, Sabellida, Oweniidae. The record is from the annotation of a GenBank genome assembly.